CAACAACAAUAUGUGUAUGGCCUCUCGAUUCGGUUAUCAUUCCAUCUUCUCCUAUACAUCGGUAUACGGACAGUUCCAUUUUACACAUGGAGCUUAUGAUAGCCGUCUCUGCCUCCAUGAUUAACUUACCUAGUUUGGUUUCAUGGACUACUCCUUUACCAGGACUUAGGGCAGAACAGCGAAUCUGGCGAGAAAUCUGGUGAUGACGGGUCCUUCAUCAUCAACAACACUUUCGAUGAGCAUGUACAGAGUUACCGCUUCACGAGGGCUGCUGCAUCACUCGAUACGAAACUCCGGACGAUUCGGUACCGUGCCAAACACGGCUCCCCUCAACACAACUCCGAGGAAGCCUUUCUGAGGCAUCCCACUUCUUACCGAUGAUGGAGUACAGCGUUACGAGGGGAGGUAGGUUUGAUGGAGACUCGGAGCUGCUGCUGCGGCCACGGCAUUUGUCUGUCUCACCAUGGACCUGCUUUUAGCUACAGAGACUGUGCUUGAAGAGUAGGAGGAAGAAGAUAUCAUCUCUACUGUCUCUGUCCCCUCCCACAUAUAUGAUUGAUCUGCAGGUUACCCACUCGGAGAUCUUCUUCAGCACAUAGUACUGACACAUCAUGGCGACGAAUCCAUCUUCUUCGGGCCUGGACGUUCUCAUCCUCGGCGGUGGUAUCGCUGGACUGACCACCGCUCUAGCACUGACCAAGUACGCACCGAAAGACCAGGUCCCGCGCAUUCGCAUCUUCGAGAUUCGUCCCGAGCCAGCGACCAUCGGAGGAGCGGUCAACCUCACGCCCAAUGCCCUCCGCAUGCUCGAUCACCUGGGUGCGCUCCCCAUCAUCCGCGAACGCAACUAUGGCCGAGACAUCGACGUGCUCGAAAUCUUCGACGUCUAUUCGGGCAAGAUUGCAGAGUCCAGUUUCCGUGGACCAGACGGCAAAGGAGUAGGGAAUCCACCAUACAAAGCUCUCCGCAUCACUCGCGGGGAUGCGUUGAAGGGCGUCUUGGCCGCGAUUGAGCAGCAGAAGAACAUCACCAUCACCUGCGGGAAGCGCACUGUCAAGAUUGAUGAGACGGAGGAGAAGGUCACGCUACACUUUGAGGACGGAGAGUCGGUCAGUGGUGACUUGCUCAUGGGCUGUGAUGGCAUCCACUCCGUGACACGGCUCAAGCACGUCGAACCAGAACGCAAGGCCACCUACUCGGGCGUAUCCAAUGCAUUUGGUUUCGCCAAGGUAGAUCCAGACUUCAAAGUCCACUUUUCCUGCACCGCCAUCAACUUCGCCCGCAGAGGAAUGCUAUUGACGAGUUUCCACUCGCCCGCCACAGACUCCAUCUACGUGGGCGGGCUGAUGCAAGUCGAGGAUAUCGGCUCUCGAGAUGGCUGGAAGUCUGUUGGUGCAGAUGCCGAACGAACGCGAGCACAGCUGCUCGAGCGUUUUGCGGAUGCUCAGAUUCCUUCUAUCAAGCCGUUGAUUGAGCAAGCUAAAGACUUUUAUUUAUGGCCCGUCUUUACCCUUUCCAAGCAAGGGAAAUGGAGCACUAACCGCGUCAUGCUUCUCGGAGAUGCAGCUCACGCUAUGCCCCCUCAAGGCGAAAGCACCGGCAUCGUCUUCGAAGACACUGUCCUCUUCUCCCGCUGUCUCACGCGCUGGAUCGAAAAGGGCAAACCCAACACCAUGAAAGAGCCCUUUGAAGCCUACGAGAAGCUUCGCAGACCUCGCAUUGAUGUCGCUUUUGAAGAGUCCAAAACGGUCGUCAAGACCGUCUCGGACGCUGGGUGGUUGGGACACAAGAUCAAGACCUUUAUCGUGCCGUGGUAUCUCUGGUUCACGAAGAAUUACCGAGAAGCCCAUUUUAUCGAGGAUGUGACGAGAGCGGAUUUGGGGUAUGAUUGAUGCUGUGGCGCUCACACGUGGGGAAAGGUGGGAGUGGGGAUGCUGUCAGGGCUCAUUGGGGGGAGGUAUUGAACUUUUUCUAAUAAAUAAGAAUAUGUAGAUUCGUC
Molecule: messenger RNA, 1999 nt
Organism: Sphaerulina musiva SO2202
Lineage: Eukaryota; Fungi; Ascomycota; Dothideomycetes; Mycosphaerellales; Mycosphaerellaceae
Product: FAD/NAD(P)-binding domain-containing protein
Exons: 3
Coding region: 612-1892 (426 amino acids)
Molecular function (GO): monooxygenase activity; FAD binding
Source: RefSeq, a predicted model, not a curated record